Osmerus eperlanus (European smelt) is the source of this 3140-nucleotide messenger RNA. RefSeq names its product cholinergic receptor, nicotinic, alpha 2b (neuronal) (gene chrna2b). Lineage: Eukaryota; Metazoa; Chordata; Actinopteri; Osmeriformes; Osmeridae. The record is from RefSeq and is a predicted model, not a curated record. The transcript has 6 exons. Gene Ontology annotation, cellular component: plasma membrane; postsynaptic membrane; synapse. The coding region runs from base 951 to 2513 and encodes 520 amino acids. Gene Ontology annotation, molecular function: acetylcholine-gated monoatomic cation-selective channel activity; acetylcholine receptor activity. Gene Ontology annotation, biological process: response to nicotine; synaptic transmission, cholinergic; regulation of membrane potential.
UUUAAAUCAGGGAGGAUGGUUUUGAGCAGGUCGUUUUGGAAAAAAAGACAACUGAAACUACUUAAAAUCUAACGAAAUUACACUUUUGGGUCAAUUAAACGUUGUCGGCGAGUGAGCGGAUGCCAGAAUGAAGGUUGUAAAAAGGAUGCGUAAAAGUUACAACCGUGCGUAACUAAAGCGCGCGAUGGAUAAAUGUUGGUAAUAUAAUCAACUGUGGAUUCCGUUAUUGUGACAUUUAAACUUUAAAAUGUGUGAGUACACUUCUCAGUCUAUGAAGCAUCAGAAUCUAAAUUCAGAUGCAUAUUCAUUGCGGAUCAUGUAAGCGCGUUUCUGAUUCAACCCCUCCAAAGAGGAUAACUCUGUAGGUCUCUGACGAUCGAAUUUGGAUACAAAAGCUACUCAUCGAACAGUGUUUCGAAGUUAAGUUUGUGAUCUAUACCGAUACCUUUUAAAUUCAAAUCUAUUCCGUCAAUUAUGCAAUUUAGUAGUCACUAAAGCCAGCGGGCAUGCAGUCAAAGAACGUCACACUCCCCCGCCCAUGAUCAGAGAGAAUAUCAAAUCUGGUUGUGUCAAACUGUCCUCAUGCCUUUUCUGCGAAGAUGAUGACACAAGAGACUACAUUCAAAGCGUUCAAAGCGACCGCAAUAUUUUCACCCGUCACGGUUUCAAGAUAACCUUUCAAGUGGACGACCCAAUGCCCUCAAAUAAUAUACUUUUUUGCUGUUUUGCCUGGAACAAUAUGGAACGCGGAAUCAACCACCUGUUUUCAGUGAGGACAACCAUUGUCUGGUGCUUCUUCUUAUUCUUCUGCCAUGAGAAGACUCACUCCCAUGCUGAGGAUGAGCUUUUCAAGAAGCUCUUUGUCCGUUACAACAAGUGGUCCAGGCCUGUGCCAAACAUCUCUGACGUGGUCAUCGUCAAGUUUGGCCUCUCCAUCGCACAACUGAUUGAUGUGGUAUCGCUCCCUGUCUCCCUCUCUCUGCCUGUCUCUCUUUCCCCUUUCUCUCUGUUCCUUCCACUCUUUCCCUCCUCUGCAGGAUGAGAAAAACCAGAUGAUGACAACCAAUGUCUGGCUGAAACAGGAGUGGAAUGACUACAAGCUUCGCUGGAGGCCCUCAGAUUAUGACAAUGUGACGUCUAUUAGAGUUCCGUCUGAACUCAUCUGGGUUCCUGACAUUGUUCUCUACAACAAUGCCGAUGGUGAGUUUGCAGUGACCCACAUGACUAAGGCUCAUCUCUUCUAUAACGGCAGAGUCCUCUGGGUUCCACCGGCCAUCUACAAGUCCUCCUGCUCCAUCGACGUCACCUUCUUCCCUUUCGACCAGCAAAACUGCAAGAUGAAGUUCGGUUCAUGGACCUACGACAAGGCUAAGAUUGACCUGGAGAAGAUCGAGGACACGGUGGACCUCAAUAACUACUGGGAGAGUGGCGAGUGGGCCAUCAUCAACGCCGUGGGAAGGUACAACACCAAGAAGUACGACUGCUGCCACGAGAUCUACCCGGACAUCACCUACUUCUUCAUCAUCAGGAGACUGCCUCUGUUCUACACCAUCAACCUCAUCAUCCCCUGCCUUCUCAUCUCCUGCCUCACUGUGCUGGUCUUCUACCUACCCUCCGACUGUGGGGAGAAGAUCACGCUGUGCAUCUCCGUCCUCCUCUCCCUCACCGUGUUCCUCCUCCUCAUCACCGAGAUCAUCCCGUCCACCUCGCUGGUCAUCCCCCUCAUCGGGGAGUACCUCCUCUUCACCAUGAUCUUCGUCACCCUCAGCAUCGUCAUCACCGUCUUCGUCCUCAACGUGCACCACCGCUCUCCGAGCACACACCAGAUGCCGUCUUGGGUCCACACCGUGUUCCUGGACCUCAUCCCUCGCUGGCUCUUCAUGAGGAGGCCGGCGCCGGACGGCCGGCGCCGCAGGUUGCUGCUCCUCCAGCAGGGGGAGACGGUGGCCAGGCAGCAGGGCCGGAGCCUCGCCACGCACAGGCAUGCGGGCCCCUGUCUGAGCACCUCGGCCAGCUGGUUGCAGGACGGCGACAUGGCGGGCGAGCCCCAGAGGCCUCGCUACGAGGACCUGGAGCUGGGGACGCUGUCCUCUUACUUCUCCUUCCGCCCGCCGUCGCCCAGGCCCCCUGGCUCCACCCCCCCGCCGCAGCCCAAACACGCCGCGCCUCAGGGCCGUCCGGAAGCAGGAGGGGUCGGAGGCGGCGGAGUGGCCAAUAGGAAGGUGGCGGUUGGAGGAGGUGGCAGGGGGAAUGUGGUCCGGCGGGCGACCAAGGUGGAUAAGAUGGUUUCGGAUGUGGCGUUCCCUCUCUCUCCCAGUGUGCUGCGGGCGCUGGAGGGGGUCCACUACAUCGCCGACCACCUGAGAGCAGAGGACGCUGACUUCAGUGUGAAGGAGGACUGGAAGUAUGUUGCCAUGGUGAUAGACCGCAUCUUCCUGUGGAUGUUUAUCAUCGUGUGUCUGCUGGGAACCAUCGGCCUGUUCCUGCCCCCCUGGCUGGCCGGCAUGAUAUAGCCAACCCUGUGUGCGAUCUCAGCAAGCAGCAAAAUGACUGGUGCUGCCCAAGAGUGCCGGGCUGCUUCAACUCUGAAGAGGGAAGCAGCUGACCUCCGGGGGAGGACAUCUGGGGUUCGUCAUUUCUGUUUUUCAUCUUCAGAGGGUUAGGGAGCAUGUAGGGACUGAAGGGGAGAGCAGGUGGGAACUCUGAAUGCUUGAUGGACAACAGCUUUUCUAAAGGACAUAGACGCUUCCUCCUGCUCUCUUUUCCCCUGAUACUGCUGCCAAACAAUACCAAGCAUAUUUUUUGAAUGACGUGUCAUGUAGUACAAUAAAUAUAAUUAUAAAGAGAACUACAUUCAGAAGCAUUUUUGGCUAUAGGAGGGAUUGGUUAAAAGAAGUGAAAGUAUCUGUUCCACAAGGGUCACAAAUUGGUCCAUCUUCCUUGUCUGAUAGCCCUGAAUGCACUUACACAUGCACACUUGAGUGUAGCUAAAAUGAUAGGAUACAUUCUAGUGUUCAACAAACACAGCCUUUGAGUAAGAUCAGAAAUGUAGUCAAUACUAUGAAUGAGACCCGACUGGUUAAGUGGCUGAGCAAGGCUUCUGUGAUAUCAUCAUAUUAAACAUUUAAUGUUUUUGGUUU